AACAUUUUUACGUGUGACGUGAACACGCCACGGCAACUUCCGGUGUUUGCAACGCUCUCUUUCCGUACAGCUGAGUCGGUAUAUUUUUCUCGAAAGCUGUUAUUUUGUGUUUUUAUGAACAUUCAGAACGGAAAGUAACGGAUAUAAUUUACAUAGGGAUUCAGUGGCGAGUUUGAAUUUCGCUGCGUAAGUUAGUUUGCUGACGUGUCUGUUUUGAGCCAUGAACUAAGCUGUUGCCUCAUUAUUGGACCUUGUUUGUGGUUUGACAAACUUGCUACGAGACUAAAACUGCAUUUGUCUGUUUCACUGUUCUCUUAAGUAUUAGAUAAUGAACAUUUUGCCCAAAAAGAGCUGGCAUGUGCGCAAUAAAGACAACAUUGCGCGCGUGCGCCGCGACGAGGCUCAAGCUGCAGAGGAGCAGCGCGAGAUUCAGCGGCGAGUGGAACGCGCAGAGCAAGAGGCUCGAACUGAGUAUUUGAGAAAGAAAGCUCAAGCAGCCCUUCAGCAGACAGGAAAAUGGACGGAGGAUGGAGAGACAGCAGAGACAAGCCGAGGGGCCCGAGAGAUUGAACACUUAAAUCUGUUUCCCCUAGAGGACUCAUCUGAAAAGAAAGGAAAUGCAGAAUAUCUCAAAGAGAAGAAGGAAGAGAAGGAGAAACAGGAGCGUGCUAUCGGUCUUUUAGUGUCUUUAGGUCCCGCUCCUGGAACAGAAGUAACUCCCUGGUACCUGAAAGGUGGAAAAGAAAAAGAAGACGAUAGAGACAAGAAAGAGAAAGAGAAAGAGAAAGAGAAAGAGAAAGAGAAAGGCAAAAACAAGCCAAGAAGCAUAACUGAGGAGGAGAAAGAAAAGAAAGACAGAAAGCUGAAAGACAGUUUGGAUCCUCUUAAGGAAAUGAAGAAAGCACUGGCAGUGAAGGACGGGAAGGAGAAAAAGCAUAAGAAGGAGAAGAAAAACAGAGGAGAGAAGAGGAGUGGAGAGAGUUCAGUUGAGAGGUUACGGGCUGAACGGCUGCAGCGAGAAGCGGAGGAGAGGAAAAGGACAAAGGCUUUACUGGAUCAGAGGAGCGGAGGCGGGAAAGAUAAAGAGCAUGAGCGAGUGAUGGGGGAUAGAGACAGACCAUAUAACAGCGCCUACUUUCCUGAAUUGGCACGGAAAAGGCAAAGGAGAGACAGAGAUCAGUAUGGCUUUUAUUAGCUUACAAUUCAAUUCAAUAAGUCUAGAAAUUGCAGAACUGUUUUGUGGUUAGACAAGAAAUUAGCCACGUGCAAAGUGUGAAGACCAUUUAAAAUGACUGAUUGCUACCUAAAAUGCCAUCGAUCUGGCCUCUGCAACCCUUUUAUUGGCAUCAGAUGACUUGUGGGAAAAUAUGGACAAACCAGAAAACCUCCUUUUUGUUUGUGCUUAUAAUGUAAUCUUAUGAUUUGUAGGGUCUGCAUCAGAGUUGUUUUCACACUGCAUUACAGUGUGGACAAGCCAUUAUUGUGAGACUAAACAUUUUUCUUUGCUGGUGAUAUUGUAGUCCAUAAAAUAUUUUGUUCUUGUUAUGUCUAAAUACUUCAUUUCACCCUGGUAUUGCAUAGCUGAGUUACACUGCAAAAAGUCUGGUCUGAAUUGCCACUUAUUCUGGCCACAGUCUGCCCUCUUACUGUCCGCAUCUAAAGGUAAGAUCAUAUAUAUAUAUAUAUAUAUAUAUAUAUAUAUAUAUAUAUAUUAUACAUUAUUCUGAAUAGAACAUUGCAGAAACAAACACAAGUUCUUAUUAUUAAAUAAAGAUUUGUUGAUAUGCUCUUUAUGCCAGUGUCCAGUAUCCUUUGAACAUAUUUUAUUCAAUUGCACUGGUUUAACUUCUCUUAGGAAAUUACAUUACUCUGCAAAACACUUUAACAGUGUCAGCCCAGAAUUCAUUAUAGAGUUUUUAUCUAAAGCAAACAUGAUGUAACUCUUUUUUUGUAUUGUGUCAGCUUGUUACUUGCCAUGAAAAUAGCCAGGGGCGCUUAUAUAAAAUCACCAACCAACUCUGAUAUAAAGCACUUGCAUUUUUUUCAUGUUGUUUUUAUGUGGCAGUUAAGAUAGGUUUAACUGAGAUAGAUUAUACCACAAUAUAUUUUUGAGAAAGGAAAAAAGGCACUCUCUUCAAAGAGUUGUAUGGAAAACACGUCACAGAAAAUGUGUGGAGACUCAAUACAGUUCAGAAAACAAAACAGAAUAUACAUUUUUGUGCAACAGUCGCAUAUUAUGGAAAUACCAUCUAAAGCUCCCACUAGAAAUACUCAUUUUGCCUCUAUUCUUUUUCCUUUGUGGUUCAUAAUAUAAAGCGCAAUUGUGAAUUUUAUGAAUUAAUUGUCCUCAUUUGUAAGUCGCUUUGGAUAAAAGCAUCUGCUAAAUGACUAAAUGGAAAUUCAUAUGCACUGUUUUCACGUUCACUGUUUUCAUGUUUUUGUAC
This is a messenger RNA of Carassius auratus (goldfish), 2444 nucleotides long. RefSeq names its product leukocyte receptor cluster (LRC) member 1 (gene leng1). The transcript has 4 exons. Bases 329 to 1195 code for a protein of 288 amino acids. Lineage: Eukaryota; Metazoa; Chordata; Actinopteri; Cypriniformes; Cyprinidae. The record is from RefSeq and is a predicted model, not a curated record.